Messenger RNA from Urocitellus parryii (Arctic ground squirrel), 1977 nucleotides. RefSeq names its product abraxas 1, BRCA1 A complex subunit (gene Abraxas1). Gene Ontology annotation, molecular function: polyubiquitin modification-dependent protein binding; microtubule binding. Gene Ontology annotation, biological process: attachment of spindle microtubules to kinetochore; protein K63-linked deubiquitination; mitotic spindle assembly. Gene Ontology annotation, cellular component: nucleus. Lineage: Eukaryota; Metazoa; Chordata; Mammalia; Rodentia; Sciuridae. The record is from RefSeq and is a predicted model, not a curated record.
GCGACGGCGGCGGCGGUAUGGAGGGCGAGAGCACGUCGGCGGUGCUCUCCGGCUUUGUGCUCGGCGCGCUCUCCUUCCAGCACCUCAACACCGACUCGGACACGGAAGGUUUUCUCCUUGGGGAAGUGAAAGGUGAAGCCAAGAAUAGCAUUACUGACUCCCAAAUGGAUGAUGUUGAAGUUGUUUAUACAAUUGACAUUCAGAAAUAUAUUCCAUGCUACCGGCUUUUUAGCUUUUAUAAUUCUUCAGGUGAAGUAAAUGAGCAUGCACUGAAGAAAAUAUUUUCAAGUGUCAAAAAGACUGUGGUAGGUUGGUACAAAUUCCGUCGACAUUCAGAUCAGAUCAUGACAUUUAGAGAGAGACUGCUUCACAAAAACUUACAGAAGCAUCUUUCAAGCCAAGAACUUGUUUUUCUGCUGUUAACACCAAGUAUAAUAACGGAAAGCUGUUCUACUCAUCGGCUGGAACAUGCUUUAUAUAAACCUCAAAAAGGACUGUUUUAUAGGGUUCCUUUAGUGGUUGCCAAUCUGGGCAUGUCUGAACAGCUGGGUUAUAAAACUGUUUCAGGUUCCUGUAUGUCCACUGGUUUUAGAAGAGCAGUAAAAACACACAGCUCUGAAUUUUUUAAAGAAGAUGGAUCUUUAAAGGAGGUACAUAAGAUAAAUGAAAUGUAUGCUUCACUACAAGAAGAAUUAAAGACUGUAUGCAAAAAAGUGGAGCAAAGUGAACGAGAAGUAGAGAAAUUAAUAAAGGAUGUAAACAGAUUAAAACAAGAAAUUAAAAAAAGGCAACAAGCACAGAUUCAGGCAGCACGAGAGAAGAAUGUCCAAGAAGACCCUCAGGAGAACAUUUUGCUUUGUCAAGCUUUACAGACCUUUUUUCCAGGCAGUGAAUUUCUUCAUUCUUGUGUUAUCUCUUUGACCAAUAGGCAUAUUUCUAAAAGUAGGUGUAACACCAACCACCAUCUGGAUAUGGUAGACAACCUGACCUUAAUGGUAGAGUAUACCCAUACUCCUGAAGCUAGCCCAGCUAGUACACCACCGACUAAGCGAAAAGCUAUAGACAUAGAGGACAGAUGGAAAAUGAAGAAAUCACGAUUGUUAAAGAGAGAACACAAACUAUCUAAGACGGGUACUGAUAGUAGUAACCAAGAAAAAGCAUCCACAACCAGUGGCACAGAAACAGAUGAAGAGAUUGAGAAAAUGAAGGGUUCUGGUGAAUAUCCACUGUCUCCCACAUUUUGAUCCUUUUAACCCAAAAUAAGACUUUUGAUUUGGUCGAAGUGUAAAGACAAAUGUUUAUUAUUUUUAUUAUAUUCAGCUGUUCAUAGUAAUACAUGGAUAAUGUAUUUUGUUUUUACUAUGUUCACCUUUUUACAGUACUACAUAGAUAAGUUCUACUGCAUUUAUUUUAUAAAGUACUUCCAAAAAUAUCAGAUGCUUUUAUUUAUUUAUAUUUUUGUGGUGCUGGAGAUUGAACCCAGGGCUUUGCACAUACUAGGCAAGUGCUGUACCACUGAGCUACACCCAUAGCCCAAGAUGUCUUUAUUGUAAAAUCAAAACUUUUCAUCUUGCUUUCACAACUGUUGAGGGAAAGGACUUAAAAAGGCACAUUCUUUUAAACUAGUAUGGCUCUUAGAAAUGGGAAAGAGACUAUUUUUCACAACAUGGGAAGAAGCAUAAAGUUUAUAUGAAAAUUUAUAUAAUCUUUAUGUCAUUAACCCUUAUGUAAGUCAUUAAGAUUUUAGUCCUUAUGCAGUGAUACAAAGUAUAUUAUUAAACUGGACAUGAUGGUACACAUGUGUAAUCUUAGGUACUUGCUACUCUAAAAGCUGGAGUAGAAAGGUCCCUUGUGCACAGAAGUUAGAGGCCAUCCAGGGCAACAUAGCACUCAUGACAGGUACGGUGGCAGUGGUGCACACCUGUAAUCCCAGUAGCUUGGGAGUCUGAGGCAGGAAAAUGGCAAGUUCAAAGCCAG